Messenger RNA from Calypte anna (Anna's hummingbird), 4719 nucleotides. RefSeq names its product RAB, member RAS oncogene family like 6 (gene RABL6). Gene Ontology annotation, molecular function: GTP binding. The record is from RefSeq and is a predicted model, not a curated record. NCBI's taxonomy places the organism in Eukaryota, Metazoa, Chordata, Aves, Apodiformes, Trochilidae. Gene Ontology annotation, cellular component: nucleus; cytosol. The transcript is spliced from 15 exons. The coding region runs from base 471 to 2786 and encodes 771 amino acids.
GCGCCCGUCCCGUCCCCAGCGGCGAAGCGGAAGAGGCAAAAUGGCGGCGGCGGCAGCGGGAGCCCUGAGCCAGCUCCGCUCCCCGCGCCCGACCCGCAGCGGCAGCGCCCGGCGGGGCUGAGCCGCCUUCCCGGCCCCGUCUUCACCCCCACCUUCCCCUUCACCGGCAGCAGCCCCGCUUCUCCUCCGCGCCACCUUCCCGGCCCCGGGCCAUGCCCGGUUAACGCCCCGGCCCCGGCACACGGCGGGCCCCGGCUGAGCCCCCUCCCCUCCGCGGCGGGCCGGGCCGGGCCGAGCCCGCACACCUCCGCUCUGCCGAGCCCAGAAAGCCCCUCAUGGCCGGGCCGGCCCUGCCCCAGCCCUGAUAGCCCCGUGAGCCUCCAUGUCCCCCCCGGGGCCGCCCUGAGCCCCGCGGCAGCAGCAGCAGCAGCGAAUCCGUUUCCCGGUGGCGCGGGUGUGGGAGCAGAAAGAUGUUCUCGGCCCUGAAGAAGCUGGUGGGGUCGGACCAGACUCCGGGCAGAGAGAAGAAUAUCCCUGCGGGGCUGCAGUCCAUGAACCAGGCUCUGCAGAGGAGGUUUGCCAAGGGAGUCCAGUAUAACAUGAAAAUUGUCAUCCGAGGGGACAGGAACACUGGGAAAACCACACUCUGGCACAGACUGCAGGGAAAGAAAUUUAUUGAGGAAUAUAUUCCAACUCAGGAGAUCCAAGUCACCAGCAUCCACUGGAAUUAUAAAACCACUGAUGAUAUUGUAAAAGUUGAAGUCUGGGAUGUAGUUGACAAAGGAAAAUGCAAAAAACGAGGAGAUGGUUUGAAACUGGAAAACGACCCUCAGGAGGCAGAGUCAGAAAUGGCUCUGGAUGCAGAGUUCCUGGAUGUGUACAAAAACUGCAAUGGUGUCGUGAUGAUGUUUGACAUCACCAAGCAGUGGACAUUUAACUAUAUUCUAAGGGAGCUUCCUAAGGUGCCAACCCACGUUCCAGUGUGUGUGCUUGGGAAUUACCGGGACAUGGGGGAGCACCGCGUCAUCCUGCCCGGAGACGUGCGGGACCUCAUCGACAACCUCAACAGGCCCCCUGGCUCCUCAUAUUUUCGCUAUGCUGAGUCUUCCAUGAAGAACAGCUUUGGCUUGAAGUAUCUGCACAAGUUCUUCAACAUCCCCUUCCUGCAGCUGCAGAGGGAGACGUUGCUACGGCAGCUGGAGACAAAUCAGCUGGAUAUUGAUGCAACUUUGGAGGAGCUGUCAGUGCAGCAAGAGACAGAAGAUCAAAACUACGAACUCUUCCUUGAGAUGAUGGAAGCCCGAAGCCGAGGACACACAUCACCCCUAACAACCAACGGGCAAAGCCCCUCCUCUGGCUCCCAGUCACCCAUAGUACCUCCGAGCUCCACCUCGACAGGCAGCUCAAGCCCUGGCACCCCGCAGCCACUCCAGCCACUUGCCACAAGCUCCACUAUUUCUCCUGAACCUCCCCCAUCUUUUUCACCAGUGCCUGCACCUGAAGCCCAGCAGCCCCACUUGCCUCCCCCAGCUACACCCUCCCCAGCCCCUCCGGCCGCAGCCCCGCCGAAGCGCAGCAUUAUAUCUCGUCUCUUUGGGACCUCUCCUGCCCCAGACCCCUCUCCUCCCCAACCAGACCCUGCUGCUGCCACUCCUUCUCCCCACCCUGAAGCCCCUGUGAAAGUGCAGAGUGUGGAGGAUUUUGUUCCUGAUGACAGCCUGGACCACAGCUUUCUGGAAGAGCCAGCCCCACAGAAAGAGAAGGGGAAACCACAGCCUAAACACCGCGUGGACAGUGAGAGUGAUGGAGAGGUGCCUGGGGGGAACCCCAUGGUGGCAGGUUUCCAAGAUGACCUGGAUCUGGAUGACAAAAUCCCCAGCAGACCCAUGCCAGCAGCAGAACGGGUGCCCAGCAAGAACAUUACCCUCUCCAGUGAGGAGGAGGAGGAAGAUGUGAAGGACUCUAAGGUUGUACUUAUACCUGAUGAAGGUAUCAACACAGAGCAGGAAAAAAAAAGGUCUUCCAGAAAUUCUCUGAAACUACAGAGUGAAGCAGUUUUGACCAAAGCAACUGACACAAAGCCUCCUGACAGUUCACCUCCACGUUCUGGGGCUGAAAGAAACAGCAGCAAGCUCAACACUAAGUUGCCAGCUGCUGCUGAUGCCACUCCAGCAGCAGUCCAGGCCCCAAAGACCACUUCCCAAAGCAAAGGACAUGCUCUCAAGCAGAAAGUGGUCAAAGAGGAGAAGCCUGAGGAGUCUGACAGUGAUCAAGAGGGACCAAUAGCUACUCAAAUGCUUUCAUUUGUUAUGGAUGACCCAGACUUUGAAAGUGAGGAUUCUGACAGCCAGAAGAAGAAAAUGGAUGAAUUCCCAGUCCGGGAAGAUCUGUCUGAAAUAUCUGAUGAUGAUACCUCAUUGGCAAAGCCACCCCAGCCUGUGAAAUCAGUGCUCCACUCCUUUAAGCUGAAAAAUGACUCAGAUCUCUUUGGUUUGGGUUUGGAAGAAACUGGUCCCAAGGAGAGCAGUGAGGAAGAUAAGCAACUUUCUAAGGAGAAAAAGAAGAAGAAAAAGAAGAGCAAAGAGGAAGAGGAGAAGUCUGUGAAAAAGAAGAGCAAACACAAGAAGAGCAAAGAGAAGGAGGAGAGCAAAGAGGAGAAAGACAAAAAGAAAAAGAAAAAGAAGAGCAAGGAGAAAAACAAUGAGAUAGAUGAACUUGAGGCUUUUCUUGGAGGAGGAGCCAGUGGGAGCAAGCCUGGAGGAGGAGGGGACUAUGAGGAGCUGUAGGCUGGCCAGAUGUACCUGCAGCAGACUCCUGUGUCCUGGCUGUCUCCAUUUUUUCUUACGAGUCACACCAGGACAGGUGCAGAUGUGUAAAGCUUUGGCUGUUUGCCAUAUAUUCUCUCCAACCAGAGCUGGCAAAACAAAAGCUUUGCAUCUGUGUGUGCUGCUCUGGUGCAUUCGUUACACAAAGAAACUCCAGCUGAGAUGUACUUGAGUAAGGGGAAGGUUCAGGGCAUAGUUCCCAGGCCCACUUCCAGGAUGUUGUUUUUCCUUCUUCCAGAGGUGCCCCUGGGUGUAGCUGUCAGGGUGUGGGAGGUGGAGGGGUCCUGCCUCCUGCUCCACCCCUGCUGUGUUCCACUCCUGCACACCUGAAAUCCCUGGCUUGUUAAGAGGAGUGCAACCAAACGUGCUGCAUGAACGCAUCGUGCUCGCCUGUCUCGAGUCUUUAACUUUUUAUCCUUCCUAUUUUUUUAAUGAGAAAGGUUGUAUUGGCCGUUGCUCCACCCGACAGUUGAUGAGCUUUUAUUCAAGCAGGUCGUGCUGUGGUACAGCUCUCUAAAACCACAGCCACAGGGCCAGAGUGAGAGAGUGUGUGUGACUUUGGAGUCCUGUGAACGGGACCUUUCUGCACAGCAGCUUAAUUAGCACUCACUGGUGCUGCUGGUGGAAUUCAUGAAGCCCCAUUGAUUUCCGUGGCCCCAGUGUCUCAGACACUACAUGUAAGCUGCUAUGCAGUUUGGGAAAACAAUGCAAAGUGCAAAGUUAACCUGAAGAAGAGAGAAAAAUCAGUGCUUUUCUGCAUUUCCUACCCUUGAAUUUGCAUAUACUAGAAUCCCCUCCCUUUGGUACCUCUCAGGGACAUGACUCUUAUGUGGAAAUGAAGAUAUCCAGAGCUUCAGAACUGUCUACAAGGAAGUGUUAGCAUGGCAAGGCAUUUGCUUCUCAGGCAUUUUACAGUCAUGCUGUAAAACCCAGGCUGUCUUUCUGCACCAAGGGACACCCACUGUAGCUCAGACAGCAUCAUUCUGCUCUGGCUUCUGCCCACACUGCAGCCAUGCCAGCAGGCCAAGCCUCCCAGCAGCCAGCGUGCCCCCUUUUUCCUGCCCCAGGUGGAGAGCCUGCUCCCAUCCCAUGGGCUUGGGAAGCUUUGGAAUUUUUGCUUUCAGCAUAGGGGCCUGGCCCUGUGCCUGCCCUGCAGCAUUGCCUGCAGUUGGCUGGGCACUACAGGCCAGCCCUUCAUGCUUGCCUGGCUCUCAGUCGGCAGCCCCUGUGUUUGAUGGUGCUUGUUCAGUUCUCUGUCCCCCCUUCUGGUGUCACUUGCACAGCUCAGUGAAGCUUCCUCAAGGAUCUGUGCAUCCCAUUGCCCUCUGGCGUGCAGGUUGAUUUGAAAUUUGGUUUUGUUCUCCUUCUCCCUUUUCUGUUCUAAAAUGUCAGCCAUGAAAUCCAAACUGGGGUUUCCUUCUACAUCCUUAUAAAUCUUGGGGUUUUUUGUUCUGGACUUUUGGUCCAUCAUCCAUUCCAUCCAAACACAGAGUCACCAGCUCCAUUCUUCUCUUUCUGUUCCCCAGCACUGGUAACUAUUUCCCUAUCAACAAACUGGAUUGGUUUUGUGGGUUUUUUUGCUGCAUGAGCAGUAAGUUGUUUGGGUCUGUUUGCCAUGAGCAUUUGUCCACUUCUCUGAGUACUACAACAUUCCACAUGACACUGUAUGGAAACUGCACGGGACAGCUCAACCUUUGCACGUCUGGGGAGGAAAAACGGGAUUGGGAUGCGACCGGUUUGUGGGCUCUGUUACAAAAAAGGCAGCAGGGUUGGAGCCUCAGCUGGCUGCAUUCAUCAAGUGCUUCUGUUCUGUGAAGAUUUUGGGUCAUGUUCCGUUUUGCAUCGAAAAAACCUGGUACAAUCCAUUCUGACUAUAAAGCUCUGUUGUACAACU